AUGGAGAUGAUGGAGCGCCGCCUGCUAUCCCCGAUUCACCUCCCCGGCAAGCAGGAGGUGUCCUACCACCAUGGACGGCUGGUGUGGGGCCAGUUGCGGGGACAGUGUGACGCUGGCUGCGGCUGCACUGGCGGAGGCUUCUGCGGCCAUGCCUUGCAGGCUCGGCUCACCACUCUUGCCUCAAAGGCCCUUGGGUCACCUGGGAUGUGUCCCACCCUGGUGAGAACCAGUGACCAAGCCCUGGCCCCACCCUGUCCCCUGGCCUUUGCCUGUGCCCCCACCCUGCCCCUCUGCCUGGCCUUGGAUGAGGGGCCUCUGCCCCAGCUGGGCGGGCAUUUCAGGGCCCAGGCCCCCACCUUGGCUGGCAGCGUGCACACCCGCCACAAGCGCUGGGCCGACCAAGUUGCAGGCACCGCUGUGCAUCCAAGCAUCUGCUGCUGCCGUCUCGGGGCAGACGGGCUGCCAGAUGAAGGCGUCCUCCACGCACAGAUGCCUGCCAUCUGCAGGGGCCUCCUUUCAGGGGACGCCAGCAUACCCUGCCAGACUGAUCCGGGGCACGUGGGCUACACCUCCGCCCCUUGCUCCAAGACUGUGGCUCCCGGAAAGGCUGGGGCCAUGCUGUGUGUUAAGCGGCCCGACGGGACCGGACGAGGCGGGAGAGGGGACAGGGCCCCGACGGGCCGCGCUCGGAUUGGUCUCCUCCCUGACCUCGGCGUCCCCGGCUACCACCUCCAGGGCUGCUUCGGGGCCGUCGCCGGGCACUCUCCCCGCCAGCGGCCUCGCGCCAGCCCGGCCGGCCCGCCUAGUGCCUGGCGCCCAGAAACGCGAGGAGAUGGGAAAACCCACACGGCCCAAGCCGGAAGCCUAGACUCGUCCGUCCCCGCGGCCAGCACCGGCCGGAAGCCCGCGAAGCCUAACACUCGCGAGACGCCUCCCGAGUCCCGCCUCUCCGCGGCUCCGCCAAUCGCCGCGCUCCUGCCUGCGUUGCCGUGGCAACCCCGCCCUGCGUCCGCGUUCCCGGAGCCCGCGCGGCGGCGCCUCUGCGCUCGGGCCUUGGCCCCAGCUUUUCCUCCGCUCCCGCGCGGCGCGCCCCUGUGUCGCGGGCGCUCUGCUGCUGUCCGCAGCUCUUGGGGAGUUUGGGGGCGGUGGAAGCGGGGCCGCAGAAAGCCCAAUCAGAGCCUUCUGACACCCGCCCCGGCCCGCCGCCCUGGAGGCGGAGAAGCCACGGCCGCCCUCCCUGAGCUUCUGUCCCCCGCCGCCCGGCUCCUUACCGAGAUGCGCGCCGCCCCCGGCCGCCCAUUUUCCCUGGUCUCCAGCCUCACUUCGCUUCCAGCCCUGGCCUGAGCCCCAGCGCUCGGCCUCCACAGAGCCGGCCCAACGAAGGAAGAAUGAAAAUAUGAACGUGACAUGAUGUGGGCUUGGGAGGCCGCCUUGUUCUUUGAAUUCACCCAGAAACCUGACUGAAAGGAAAGUUACUGCAACUGGAGAAAAGCACAGUUGGCUGGAGAAUUUGGUUUAAAAAUAAAUAAAUAAGUUUUAAAUUAUAUAACUAA
This is a messenger RNA of Macaca mulatta (Rhesus monkey), 1553 nucleotides long. NCBI's taxonomy places the organism in Eukaryota, Metazoa, Chordata, Mammalia, Primates, Cercopithecidae. The record is from RefSeq and is a predicted model, not a curated record.